Messenger RNA from Exophiala bonariae, 840 nucleotides. RefSeq lists its product as uncharacterized. Lineage: Eukaryota; Fungi; Ascomycota; Eurotiomycetes; Chaetothyriales; Herpotrichiellaceae. Bases 1 to 840 code for a protein of 279 amino acids. The transcript has 2 exons. The record is from RefSeq and is a predicted model, not a curated record. Gene Ontology annotation, cellular component: plasma membrane.
AUGUCGCACCUAUUUCGACAGGCCAUUGCUUUGGCAUUAACACUCGCACUCACAGCGGCUCCCGUCAUGGCACAGUCAGCGACAAUCGCUCCCGGCGCGAUUCAGACACUGGGCUGCUACUCAGACCCAGGGCCUGGACUGACAGAGUUUGGUGAUGCCACUGGUCAAUCAUCGGGUUAUUGUCGAGACAACUGCACAAACUUGGCCCAGCCUGUCAUGGCCAUCACAGGGGGAGUAACCUGCUAUUGUGGCAACGAGCUACCUGCCUUGGAUACCCUAGUGGACCCGGACAAUUGCAACGUCAAAUGCAUGGGCUACGGUCUCGAGGAUUGUGGAGGCAUGGGAUUCUAUCAAAUAUACCUCACAGGUCUCGGUGCCAAUGUCCACACCGCUCCCAACAGCACUUCAAGUUCCAGCUCUGGCUCAAGCUCGACCUCAGCCCCAGCGCCCACAAAGCCCAACGAGACCGUGUUCGUCACCCCGACCGGCAGCUCCGAUUCGGUACAAAAAUCAUCUGAUGGCGGCGUCAACAAAAUAGGAAUCGCUGUUGGGGUAGUAGUCGGAGUUCUUGUACUGGCAGGUAUCAUCGGAGCGGUGGUGUUUAUCAUCAAGAGAAAACGAAACCAAGAGAUCGAAGAAGAGCAUCGUCGUAAUGCCGCCAACUCAUUCUUGUCCGGCAAGUCAGACAAGUCCGCAACCGAUCAACGACUGGAUCCCUCAAUAUAUUCACACCAACGACAAAGUAUUGGCAGUAUUGCCGAUGAGCGAGACUUCUCAAGGAGGAUCUUGCAGGUACGAAAUCCGGAUCGCGAUUCAGUUCGGUCUGGCAUGGCAGCAUAA